Camelina sativa (false flax) is the source of this 591-nucleotide messenger RNA. RefSeq lists its product as uncharacterized. NCBI's taxonomy places the organism in Eukaryota, Viridiplantae, Streptophyta, Magnoliopsida, Brassicales, Brassicaceae. Gene Ontology annotation, cellular component: mitochondrion. Gene Ontology annotation, biological process: mitochondrial respiratory chain complex II assembly. The record is from RefSeq and is a predicted model, not a curated record.
AAUCUUGGAGGUUUGGGGAUCUGAUUUCGCCGAUUGCAUCAUCUAAAAACAAUGGCGACGAACAAAAUCGUUCGUUUGAUCGCACCAAGCGGAUCCGUCGUCUCCGCUAGAUUCCUCGAGCCAGUGUCACGUUUUUUUAGCUCCGGUACUCCUCCUCCACCGCAGGCUCAAUCUCCGACUCCGAAUCAGGAUAACGUGAAGCCAGAUCAGAAUCUUCAAGAGAAGGAAGAGGAAGAAGAAGAAGGAGGUGAGGAGUUUAUGAACAAAGAUACUGGUGAGAUCGGAGGACCUAGAGGCCCUGAACCGACUCGGUACGGCGAUUGGGAACAACGUGGUCGAUGCUCUGAUUUCUGAGGCGAUCAUUAGGUUGUUCUUUGUCUUUUUCAAUUCUGGGAAAAUUUGGGGAACAAAUUCGUUUGAUAUAUGUGUUUAUGUAAUUGCAAAUAAUGGGAGAACAGUGAAGAAGAAACUUUAGUAGAACUUCAAAUUCUUCUAUGUUCGUUUCCUUGUGUGCUUCAUUUUCAUGCUUGGGUUUAUUGAUUUGUUGAAUACAUAAUAAGAUUUCCAUAAGGUUACGAAGUUGGCUUGAUU